AUGGCUACAAUAUCCGAAAUAUCUCGACAUCAAUUUGAAAACAUACCCGAAGGCCAUUCGGUAGAUAUCAACAACGAGAGCUUUCACGAUAGUCCAAACUCAACUCAUUCUCUUUCUCCAGGGAAAAGAAGGGUUCUAGUCGCGAUUAUCCUUUCCGAAUUCUUCCUCGCCCCACGUCUUCCUCCUCUGGCUACUACUACUUCCUAUCAGUCUUAUUUUGAACACUGGAACGAAUCCCUUGGGAAUUUCGGAUAUGACCAGAAGCGCGCUCUGGCAUUUAGGAUGUUGUAUACUCAUGUUUUAAUUCUUCUCGUCGAUUCUUCAGAUAUCUUCAACCAUUCUUCCUCAAUGGAUUUCGACAAUCCUGGACUAUGGACUCGGUCUUAGUUUUGGCUUACAGAACUUACCAAAAUAUUACUUGUACAGCGUGAGGGAUUGGGCAAUGAACAUGGUUGGAAGCUUUUGUGGUGGUGAUCAGCGAACUCUCCGGCAUGAAACACAUUUACUACCUGUUCAGCCCGAGUCGUAACGAGAUAUGUAAGACUACAAGAGAGACCUUAAAGAAUGUCUAGUUCGAGUCAUUUUGAGCCGUGAAAUUGGCGAAAUCCAUGAAUAUGGAAAGAACGGGUGGGGAAUGGAGCCCCAGCAUUGAGAGGUGGAAGUCUAUCACUCUCAAGCGCAAUGCCAUUAGAGUUUUCACUUCGUGUGAUCAUUGGGCAUAUUCUAAUAAUCAAGAGGUAUUAGAACUUUCAGAAAUACCAGACAUCGAUUCGAGCUUCACGCACAUUUUUCAGACAAUCACGAAUUUUCACUACUGUAAAGUUGCCCGCCUCGCUUAUCGAGAAGAGUUUUGAAGAUCCACGAUUUUGUACAUAAUUUGUUCUCUCAGGCUUUAUAUUUAUUUAACAAAUUUUUGCACAUGCCAUCUAAUCAUACCUGCCCAAAUUACCUCAUUGUGAAGCCUAAACAUAGCCCUGGGCAUCAUUACAUG
Messenger RNA from Botrytis porri, 991 nucleotides. RefSeq lists its product as uncharacterized. The record is from RefSeq and is a predicted model, not a curated record. NCBI's taxonomy places the organism in Eukaryota, Fungi, Ascomycota, Leotiomycetes, Helotiales, Sclerotiniaceae. The coding region runs from base 1 to 387 and encodes 128 amino acids. The transcript is spliced from 3 exons.